Messenger RNA from Brassicogethes aeneus, 1498 nucleotides. The record is from the annotation of a GenBank genome assembly. Lineage: Eukaryota; Metazoa; Arthropoda; Insecta; Coleoptera; Nitidulidae.
AUUCACUGUUCUUGAUAAUUCUGAUCCAGCUACUACAUACGUAAUAAGGUGGUGCCCCAUCUUCUUAAAAAUGAAAAUAUUUACAUGCUAUCGAUUGAUGAGAGUUUAACAGUAACCUCUAAAUUAGUGUAAAGUUAUUUAAGGUUUGUAUUAUUUCGCAUAAACUAUCGUAGUCAAUUAUUAUAAUACUCAUAAAACAAACGCGUUUAUACAAUACACAACAAUUAAUUGUGUAAAACACGGUUACAACAUAAUGAUGCUAUAGUAAAAUGGGCGAUAAAAAAAUAAUUGAUUAUGAUCAAAAUAUUGGAACAAUGAACAUCGCCAAGCUAUUUUUAGUGUAUUUAACAACAAAUUUGUGUGGUUUUGUUAGGAAUGCAGGCGCCUUAAUGUACCGAAGCCCGGUAAAACUUAUUAGGUCCGAGGGACAUACCUGCGAUGUGCACGAAGUUCAGACCGAAGACGGGUACAUUCUCGAGCUGCACAGAGUUUCCGCCAGGAUGAAGUCGAAAGAAAAGCGAAUAAACAAGCCCGUCUUGCUCAACCACGGAGUGCUUUUUUCUUCGGUGCAAUUCGCUCUAAACGGCAAAAAUAACAGCCUGGCUUUCUACCUGGCCGACUUGGGCUACGACGUUUGGUUAUUCAAUAAUCGUGGAAACAGCGUUUCCAUGAAACACAAAGUCUGGGAUCCCGAUAACAACACCAAAGAAUUCUAUGAUUACAGUUUUCAUGAAAUCGGUAUGUAUGACAUACCCCCAGUUAUAGAUUAUAUAUUAAAUGAGACCAACAGCGAGCAGCUAAGUUAUAUAGGAUAUUCUCAAGGAGGCACAUCUUUCUACAUUAUGGCCUCGACCAGACCUGAAUAUAACAAGAAAAUAUCCGUAGCCGUAUUGGUAGCACCUUCCUCCAUUAUGAGGAACAGCUUCAAUAUGUUUUUGAAUAUCUUGUCCAGAGUGAUAUACACAUUGGAGGACAUGACGAGGACACUGGGAAUCUAUAGAUUACCGUUUUUGGAUUAUUUUAGAAGAUUUUUCAUUAUGUUUUCUGCACCGGGUAUAAUAAGAAAUUGGAUUACUUUGCCGGCUCAUGUCCAAGUUUUACAAACCCAGCAUGUCGAUGAGACACUGCUCCCAAAAAUGUAUUACUACUCGCCCACAUAUACGUCAUCAAGGCAACUGUUUCACUAUGGACAACUUAUACAUUCAGGAAAAUUUAGACAAUACGAUUACGGUAAAAAGGAAAAUCUAAAGCGCUACAACUCUACGGAACCUCCAUGUUACGACUUAGAGAAAGUUACAGCUCCCAUUGUUCUCUACUACGGAGAUUCUGAUGCACUAGUGACAGAAAAAGACAUCGAAAUUGUGUCCGAAAUUUUACCAAACCUGGUAUACAGAAGACUUCUGAAAGGAUAUCAGCACAGUGAUUUUUUUAACGGGGUUGAUCAAGUUAAAGACUUUUAUGGAGAAUUGGCUGAUUUUUUAAAUAAAUAUUAGAUAGU